AUGCCUCUACAAAAUAGUACCAUUACCUGCAUUUCAAUCCUUUCCCCUCUCAUUUUUCAGAAAAACAUUGCUCAUACUACUUUUUCUCAUUCUCUCUCAAGGCUUCCCACCAUACCGCUCUCAGCCAAGCCACAUUUUCUUCCUCUUUCCGUUGCUACAUCCAACUUCUUAGGUGGUGCCAAGAAAGUUGUUUUUUCUGUCCAAAGAAAGUUGUUCUUCAACAUCAUUCCCAUCAGUACUGGAGCUCCCAAAGAAUGUGUAUAUAUUUGUAAUACAUGGUCUGAUAAGUUGAAUGUAAUUCUUCAAUGCAAUCAUUACAUGCCUAUAGAAGCAGAAUGUGGUAUUUAUGGUGUCAAUAAUUCAGAAUGUAUAUUGCUGAAUUCAUUAGUUCUAAAGAUAAAAAUAGUUUUAACUUUUUUGACUGCAUUGCUCUUAUAA
Messenger RNA from Vicia faba (fava bean), 438 nucleotides. Lineage: Eukaryota; Viridiplantae; Streptophyta; Magnoliopsida; Fabales; Fabaceae. The record is from the annotation of a GenBank genome assembly.